Anguilla anguilla (European eel) is the source of this 4893-nucleotide messenger RNA. RefSeq names its product kinesin family member 16Ba (gene kif16ba). The transcript has 27 exons. Gene Ontology annotation, biological process: microtubule-based movement. Gene Ontology annotation, molecular function: ATP binding; phosphatidylinositol binding; microtubule motor activity. Bases 346 to 4347 code for a protein of 1333 amino acids. Lineage: Eukaryota; Metazoa; Chordata; Actinopteri; Anguilliformes; Anguillidae. The record is from RefSeq and is a predicted model, not a curated record.
CUCAAUAUAUCCUUUAUCAGCUGACAAUGCUGGAGUAGUUUGAUUUUUCUGUUUUCAGUCGGAAGCGUUGGGCAGAUAACGUGUUUGUGAGGAGUUGCAGCUAGAAGUUCGGUGGUAUAAAAGGACGUGCAGCGACAGCUGGAAAGAAGUUGUCCAGAAAACUUCCAGUGUGGCGAGUCGGUGUGGAUAGCUAGCUAAUUAGCUAGGAUCAUGACUAAAGAGUUUGCUUGCUAACUCGAUAGUAUCUAGCCAGCAUUUACUAGCUAGACGUCAGUUUUGUGUUUUUGGAUAAGCUAAGCUAGCUAACCGACCUGUGAAGCUGUCGCACCCGUACAGGGAUGUGCAAUGGCAUCGGUAAAAGUGGCUGUCCGGGUCAGGCCCAUGAACAGACGGGAGAAAGAUCUUUCCGCCAAGUUUAUAAUUCACAUGGAAGGGAACAAAACCUCCAUUACCAACCUGAAGAUACCCGAGGGAAUCUCCGGGGAUUCGGGGCGAGAGAGAGUCAAGACGUUCACGUACGACUUCUCCUACGACUCGGCCGACUGCAAGAGCUCCAGCUUCGUUUCUCAGGAGAAGGUUUUUAAAGACCUUGGCACUGACGUGUUGAAGGCUGCUUUCGAGGGUUACAACGCCUGCAUCUUCGCCUACGGCCAGACGGGCUCUGGGAAGUCCUACACCAUGAUGGGACACCCGGGCGAUUCGGGGCUGAUCCCGCGGAUCUGCGAGGGUCUGUUCAGCCGCAUCGCGGGGAUGGCGAGGUGGGACGAGGCCUCCUUCCGCACCGAAGUCAGCUACCUGGAGAUCUACAACGAGCGCGUCCGGGAUCUGCUCCGGAGGAAGUCCACCAAGACCUACAACCUUCGCGUGCGAGAGCACCCCAAGGACGGGCCGUACGUGGAGGACCUGUCCAAGCACCUGGUGCAGAACUACGCUGACGUGGAGGAGCUGAUGGAGGCCGGCAACAUCAACCGCACCACGGCCAGCACCGGCAUGAACGACGUCAGCAGCCGGUCCCACGCCAUCUUCACCAUCAACUUCACUCAGGCCAAAUUCGACGCGGAGAUGCCGUCGGAGACGGUGAGUAAGAUCCACCUGGUGGACCUGGCCGGGAGCGAGAGGGCCGAUGCCACCGGGGCCACCGGCGUUCGCCUGAAAGAGGGCGGGAACAUCAACAAAUCCCUGGUCACCCUGGGCAACGUCAUCUCCGCUCUGGCUGACAUCUCUCAGGACGGGACGAGCACGCAGCUGAAGAAGAAGCAGGUGUUUGUGCCGUACAGAGAUUCGGUGCUAACCUGGCUCCUCAAAGACAGCCUCGGGGGCAACUCCAAGACCAUUAUGAUCGCAACCGUCUCGCCCGCCGACGUGAACUACGGCGAGACCCUGAGCACCCUGCGCUACGCCAACCGCGCCAAGAACAUCAUCAACAAGCCCACCAUCAACGAGGACUCCAACGUCAAGCUCAUCCGCGAACUCCGCGCCGAGAUCGCCCGGCUCAAGGCCCUGCUCAUCCAGGGCAAUCAGAUCGCGCUGCUGGACUCCCCCACCGCUCUCAGCAUGGAGGAGAAGCUGCAGCAGAACGAGGCCCGGGUCUUGGAACUCACGAAAGAAUGGACCAAUAAGUGGAACGAGACUCAGAACAUCCUGAAGGAGGAGACGCUCGCCCUCCGGAAGGAAGGCAUCGGGGUCGUCCUGGACUCGGAGCUGCCGCACCUGAUCGGCAUCGACGACGACCUGCUCAGCACGGGCAUCAUCCUGUACCACCUGAAGGAGGGCAAGACGUACGUGGGCCGGGAGGACGCCACGAACGAACAGGACAUCGUUCUGCACGGGCUGGACCUGGAAAGCGAGCACUGCGUGUUUGAGAACGUGAGCGGGACGGUGACCCUGGUGCCUCUUCACGGGGCCCAGUGCUCCGUCAAUGGGGUGCAGGUCACUGGGCCGUCCCAGCUCAACCAAGGUGCUGUCAUACUGCUCGGGAGAACAAACAUGUUCCGGUUUAAUCACCCUAAAGAAGCCGCUAAGCUCAGGGAAAAAAGGAAGAGCGGCCUGCUGUCCACCCUCAGCCUGUCGAUGACGGACCUGUCCAAGUCCUGCGAGAACCUCUCCGCCGUCAUGCUAUACAAUCCCGGGUUGGAGUUUGAAAGGCAACAACGGGAGGAGCUUGAGAAGCUGGAACAUAAAAGGAGGCUGAUAAAGGAGAUGGAGGAGAAGCAGAAGUGCGAGAAGGCGGAGCUGGAGCGCAUGCAGCAGGAGGUGGAGUCGCAGCGCAAGGAGUCGGAGGAGGCGCAGCUGCGCAUGCGGCGGCAGGAGGAGAGCCUGAGGCAGCGCAGCCAGGACAUCGAGGGCCGCCUGCGCGACCUCCUGGCCGAGAGGGAGCGCUUCGAGGAGGAGCGCCUGCGGGAGCAGCAGGAGCUGGAGGAGCAGCGGAGGAGGCGCGUGGAGCAGGAGGAGCUGCACAGCCAGGCCCGGCUGGAGCAGGAGCGCCUGAAGGAGGAGAAGACUGAGAUCUUCCGGGAGCUGGAGCGGUUGAGGCGGGAGUGCGAGGAGCAGUCGGUGAGGCUGGAGCUGGAGAGGAGGCGCCUGGAGGAGCAGGAGCGCGAGCAGGUCUCCCUGGUGGUCCGUCUGGAGGAGCAGCUCCGGGAGAGGCACGAGACGGUGGGCCUCCUGAGGACGGACGACGCCCGGCGCCUGGAGGAGGAGAAGGAGGCGCUGGAGGAGAUCAGGGAGGUCCUGCUCAAGGCCAAGGAGGCGCGGCCCGACGGCGGCGAGGAGCCAGAGGAGGCGCGCUGCGCCAGGGGGAGGUACGCCGAGUUGAAGGAGGCGCAGCUGGAGCGGCUGGGGGGCCUGCAGGAGGCGCUGACGCAGGAGCAGGAGCGCCUGGAAAAGGAGGUCUCGGUGGAGCGCAAGGCCCUGGGCCUCAUGCAGCGUGCCCGCGAGGAGGCGCAGGAGAAGGGGGCGCAGGACGGGGCCAGCGUGGCCCAGGAGGAGCAGCGCCUCCGCCAGGCGGAGCAGAGGCUGCACUUUAAGGAGCGGCAGCUCGCCUCCCUCACGCAGACCCACCUCCCCGCCGUCAGGGAGGAGAGGCAGCGAGCCGCCGAGCUCCUGGAGCGGGGUCCGCUGGGCCUCGACAACACCCUGUACCAGGUGGAGAAGGAGGUGGAGGAGAAGGCGGAGCAGCUGCAGGCGCACCGGGCCGGGGCGGAGGAGCUGCAGCAGCUGCAGCGGACGUACGAGUUCACGGCCAACGUGGCGCGGCAGGAGGAGAAGGUGCGGCGGAAGGAGAAGGAGAUCCUGGAGUGGCGGGGGAAGCGUCAGCGGGAGGCCCUGGAGCAGGCGGUGGCCAGGCUGGAGCGCCGAGGGGAGGCCCUGCGGAGCCGCCGCCGCCGGUCCGCCUCCACCGCCGCCGCCGAGCCGGAGACGGGGACGGAGACGGAGGGGCGCGGACGCAAACGCUCCGCCCGUGCGGGCGAGGAGGAGGGCGAGGAGGGGGAGGAGGAGGAAGAGGAGGAGCAAGGCUCGGAGGCCAGUCCGGAGGAGGAGCAAGGGGCUCAGGAGCAGGAUGGAGAGAGGAUGGAGCGUGAGAUCCUGCAGCUGAAACAGAGGCUGAGCGAGGGUGACUCCUGUGGGCGGAGCUUCUCGGUGGGCGGGGACGACAGGUCGACCAGUCACAGCAGCUCGCCUGUCAGCCCCCGCCCGAGCCUGCCGGGCGUGCUCCCCCUCACGGACGACAGGAUAAACGCGUACAUCGAGGAGGAGGUGCAGCGGAGGCUGCAGAAGAUGAGCCUGGCGAACGGGGACGUCGGCGUGGGGCUCUCCCUGUCGUCCGAAUCUCUGCGGGAAGAUGAGAAAUCUCGAAAUGGGCUGGAUCCGCGGAAACUGAAAUAUAAGCAGCGGCUGAUAUCUCGCCCCCUGGUGGCCGGUCCUGACGGGACGAGGGACGCGGUGAAAAUCGGUAUCCCGCGGUACGUCCUUCGGGGCCAGGGAAAAGACGAGCACUACGAGUUUGAAGUGAAGAUCACAGUCCUGGACGAGACGUGGACGGUGUUCCGGAGGUACAGCCGCUUCCGAGAAAUGCACAAGACGCUGAAGCUGAGAUACCCGGAGCUGGCAGCCUUGGAGUUCCCGCCGAAGAAGCUGUUUGGGAACCGGGACGAGCGCGUGGUGGCCGAGCGGCGAGCCCUUCUGGAGAAGUACCUGCGGAACUUCUUCCGGCUGAUGCUGAGCUCGGCGAGCUCGCCCCUGCGCGCGGAGGAGACGGGCCUGGGCCUGUCCAAGCACGCCGUCUGCGAGUUCUCCCCGUUCUUCAAGAAGGGCGUCUUCGACUACAGCAGCCACGGAACCGGCUGAGCCGCUCCGCAGGGGAGAGCCGGUCGGAACCGGUCGGAGCUGGACAGAAAAAACCGGUCAGGCCCGGUACAGUGGAACCGCAAGACGGCCAUAGGAGUAGAACCAAAUAAAGAAACACAGCUGGUGCCUUUUUCUCUGACAGCGCUCGACUGGCAGCGACGAAACUGAACCACACUACGUCCUGCCUGCCCUCAGCCAAACUUUUACACAGACAGACACACACACACACACACACACACACACACGCGCGCACAAACACUAGAAAGAACCCCGCUAACAGCUGCUCUCUGAGGAACUGAAUUCACGCGGGCAGCGUGAAAGUUGCCAGGCUUUCCGCUGCCCGUCAAAGUGUCGCGGCCGGCUCCAGGUGCCGCCGUGUGGGUCUGGCCGCCCUGGCAUAUUGGCGGUCCCCCUGGAACGAGCCCCCCCCCCCCCCCCACGGUCCUCCCCCUCCAGGCCAGAGAGGGGCUGAGACGAAACGAUGGACACUUCUGAUUAAAUGUGCUUCUGAGCCUCCGGCGGCUCUCUCACCCGGCUCUCUCUCUC